Molecule: messenger RNA, 2013 nt
Organism: Limanda limanda (common dab)
Lineage: Eukaryota; Metazoa; Chordata; Actinopteri; Pleuronectiformes; Pleuronectidae
Gene: shisa6b
Product: protein shisa-6
Exons: 9
Coding region: 1-2013 (670 amino acids)
Biological process (GO): regulation of AMPA receptor activity; regulation of short-term neuronal synaptic plasticity
Cellular component (GO): dendritic spine membrane; postsynaptic membrane; AMPA glutamate receptor complex
Source: RefSeq, a predicted model, not a curated record
AUGGGGAUAAGGCACCUUCUGUUGCUGCUGAUGUACCUGGACCCGCUGAGCGUGUUGGGCGCAGCUACAGGCGGCAAAAAGAACAAGCCGUCGCCCAAGAAGGUUCCCACGGUCGCCCCGACGCUCAAGACGCCGCCGCCCGCGCCCGCCAGCAACCACGACACCUGCCUGAGCUACUACGACGUGAGCGGGCAGUAUGACAAGAUGUUCGAGUGCAACAACACGAACCACCGCUACUGCUGCGGGACGUGCUACCUGCGCUUCUGCUGCGAGUACAAGAAGGACCGGCUGGACCAGCAAGCCUGCACCAACUACCACACGCCCGUGUGGGUGCAGACGGUCAAACCUUCCCCCAUCCCGACCGGCGAGACGUAUGAUCCCAGCAUGGAUCAGACCAACACGGCGGUGUACAUCACCUGUGGGAUCAUAGCCUUCAUCAUAGUGUUGGGAGUGUCGGUCAAAGUUGCUUAUGACAAAGCUACAGAUCCGCCUCAGGAAAUGAACAUACACAGGGCCCUUGCAGACAUCCUGAGGCAGCAGGGGCCCAUCCCUAUAUCACAAUACGACUGUGAGAAUUUCGCAGCGAUGAACGGCUCGCCCAAAGACAACACACCAGUCAGAACUUCAUCCAAGAACCACUACACCCCGGUUCACGCCUCCAAAUCCAACCACGGUCUCCACUAUGGAAAGGAGAGCAUCAGGAGCAGCGGAGGCGCUGACCUUCACAACUUCAUCUCCUCUGGCUUUGUGACAUUAGGUCGAGGCCAUCCGAAAGGAGAAAAUCCUUGGCCGGUCCGCUCCCAGAGUCACCAUGGUACCCAUCAGCACAACUAUAACCAUGUGGCUCUAGGUAGCCCCACACGUACACCUAAGAAUGCUCACCGAUCAUUGAGACGUGAGAACAAUCGGAUGAGCGGCAUCCUGACCUCACAGACGGAGCCCUACGACCUGUCUUUCUCACGCUCCUUCCAGAGCCUCUCACACCUGCCGCCCUCCUACGAGGCGGCCGUCAAAGCCGACCUCAGCCGGUUCUCGUCCCUGAAGAAACUCACAGAUAAAGACGUCGAAGAAUACUACACUCGAAAGCGACACCUGCCCGACCUUGCAGCAAGAAGCACUCUUCCGUUGCAUGUUCUCAAAAUAAGUCAAGACCAGCACCGGGACCAGCAGCAGCAGCAGCUCCAGAGCCAGCCCCCGCAGUCCUCCAUUUCCCAGGCCCCCUCCCAGGCGCAGUCUUCACAGCAGCAGUCUCAGCAAAGGCAGCGGCCCCGUCGCGUCCAGAGGGCCAUGUCCCAGGACCGUGUCCUGUCUCCACUGAGGGCCCCAGAGCAGGAAUACAGCAUAUCCUCUAAUGGUAUGUCCCCAUACGGAGGCAGGAUCCUCUCUGAUGAACAGCUCCUGUCCGCUGAGCGCCUUCGAUCCCAGGAGCGCCUGCUUCCACAGGACCGCCACACCUCCCAAGAUCGCCUGUACACCAAGGACCGCAUGUACUCUAAGGAUCGACUCCUGUCGCAGGAUCACCUCUACUCAAAAGACCGCCACUACUCUCAAGACCGCCUCUAUUCACAAGAUCGCCUGUACUCACAAGAUCGCCUCCUUUCCCAGGAUCCUCUGCUCUCGCCGGACAAGCUGAUGAUGUCUCUGAAGCGCGGCAUGGUCAGCAGCGUCUCCGGUGGGUUUCGCGGCAGCGACAUGUCAAUGUCGCGCGCCAUAUCACACACAGACGUGUUCAUACCCACCACUCCUCUAAUGGAUCGUUACAAGAUGACCAAAAUGCACUCCCAUCCCAGUGCCUCUAACAAUGGUGGUGGCGGCAGUAGCGGGGCACAGGGAGCAGGAAGCACCGGGCACUCCAACACUUUAGCUAUGAACCAGACAUCAACUAAGAGGCAAGCGUUUGCCUCCAGACGGACCCACACUGUGGAACAACUCCACUACAUCCCACAGCAUCACCAGCAGCAGCAACAGCCACAGCACUAUCGCACAGGCAGCAAGACUGAGGUGACUGUGUAA